CUGUACUUCUGGUUAAAGCCUGCAUUUCUCUGUGUCUCUGAGUUCUCUGUGCCUACUUCAUCCUUUGGGAAUAGAGACCAGGUUCACUCAGUCCCAGACUGUCUGGGCCUGUCCUUUGAAAGCCAUGUGGCUCUACCUGGUGGCUCUAGUGGGCCUGUGGACCCUCCUGCGCUUGAUCAGAGAGAGGCAGGUGGUGAGCCAUCUCCAAGACAAGCAUGUCUUCAUCACGGGCUGUGACUCGGGCUUUGGGAACCUGCUGGCAAGACUGCUGGACAGGAGAGGCAUGAGGGUGCUGGCUGCAUGUCUGACGGAGAAGGGAGCCGAGGAACUGAGGAACAAGACAUCAGACAGGCUGGAGACAGUGAUCCUUGACGUCACCAAGACAGAGAGUAUUGUGGCAGCCACUCAGUGGGUGAAGGAGCGUGUUGGGAACAGAGGACUGUGGGGCCUAGUCAACAAUGCUGGCAUCUCCAUCCCCUCGGGGCCCAAUGAGUGGCUGAACAAAGAGGAUUUUGCAAAGAUACUGGAUGUGAACCUGUUGGGCGUGAUCGAGGUGACUCUGAGCAUGCUGCCCUUAGUGAGGAAGGCCAGGGGACGUGUGGUCAACGUCUCCAGCAUCAUGGGUCGAGUAUCUUUCUUUGGUGGUGGUUACAGCAUCUCCAAGUAUGGUGUGGAGGCCUUCUCAGACUCCCUCAGGAGGGAGCUGUCCUAUUUUGGAGUGAAGGUGGCUGUUGUAGAGCCUGGCUUCUUCUCGACUGGUGCUUCCAAUACUGACAUGCAUUUAUGUUAUGCUAAGAUGCUGUGGGACCGGGCCAGCUCAGAAGUCAAAGAGGUGUAUGGAGAGAAGUUUCUGGCAUCUCAUAUGACAGGGCUAAAGUCACUGGACCAAAAGUGCAACAAGGACCUCUCCUUGGUGACGGACUGCAUGGAGCAUGCGCUGACUUCCCGUCACCCCCGGACCCGAUAUUCAGCUGGUUGGGAUGCCAAGCUCUUCUUCAUCCCUGUGAGCUACCUGCCAACCUUUCUUGCCGAUGCCAUCUUCUACAGGGCCUCUCUGAAGCCUGACAAAGCUCUGUGAAGCCUGCUUCUGAUUCUAUAGUUGGGGGGUAUAAGAGUGCGGUGUGAGGGAGAGGAUCCUCAGGAGAAGGCAGAUGCUGGGCUCGGGACAAACUUGUCAUUGGGAGGGACAUCCACAGGUGCCUGACUUGUCUUCUUUCGGUGUGACCAUGGAGAACAUCGAGCCACAGGAGAAACUGCUAUGUCUAUGCAAUGAUUCCAAUUUUGGUAAAAACACAAAGUGAUCGUUCUUGUAUCAUUAUUAUCCAUUUUACUCAGUUUAAUUUUAAAAAGUUUCUUGCCUGUC
Messenger RNA from Microtus oregoni (creeping vole), 1363 nucleotides. RefSeq names its product retinol dehydrogenase 16-like. NCBI's taxonomy places the organism in Eukaryota, Metazoa, Chordata, Mammalia, Rodentia, Cricetidae. The coding region runs from base 125 to 1078 and encodes 317 amino acids. Gene Ontology annotation, molecular function: oxidoreductase activity. The record is from RefSeq and is a predicted model, not a curated record. The transcript is spliced from 4 exons.